AUGGUGGACGUUCCUAAAACAUGCUGGAACUUCUGCAAGAAGUGUGGCAAGCACCAGCCCCACAAAGUAACACAAUAUAAGAAGGGCAAAGACUCCCUUUAUGCCCAGGGGAAACAGCGUUAUGAUAGGAUGCAGAGUGGCCGUGGUGGGCAGACUAAGCCAGUUUUCUGGAAAAAGACUAAAACUACAAAGAUUGUGCUAAGGCUUAAGUGUGUGGAGCCCAAAUGCAGAUCCAAGAGAAUGUUGGCUAUUAAAAGUUAUCAAUAUUUUUAA
Messenger RNA from Ochotona princeps (American pika), 273 nucleotides. Its product is annotated as large ribosomal subunit protein eL42-like. Gene Ontology annotation, biological process: translation. Gene Ontology annotation, cellular component: ribosome; cytosolic large ribosomal subunit. Lineage: Eukaryota; Metazoa; Chordata; Mammalia; Lagomorpha; Ochotonidae. Bases 1 to 273 code for a protein of 90 amino acids. The transcript has a single exon. The record is from RefSeq and is a predicted model, not a curated record. Gene Ontology annotation, molecular function: structural constituent of ribosome.